Molecule: messenger RNA, 1315 nt
Organism: Tupaia belangeri chinensis (Chinese tree shrew)
Lineage: Eukaryota; Metazoa; Chordata; Mammalia; Scandentia; Tupaiidae
Product: regulator of G-protein signaling 2
Exons: 5
Coding region: 41-664 (207 amino acids)
Source: RefSeq, a predicted model, not a curated record
GGGCGGCGGUCCCAGCGCGCAGAGCGUCUCAUAAGGUGCCAUGUUCUUUGCUGUCCAGCACGAUUGCGGUCCCAUGGACAAAAGUGCAGGCAGCGGUCACAAGAGUGAGGAGAAGCGGGAGAAGAUGAAACGGACCCUUUUAAAAGAUUGGAAGACCCGUUUGAGCUACUUCUUGCAAAAUUCCUCCACUCCUGGGAAGCCCAAAACAGAUAAGAAAAGCAAACAGCAAACUUUCAUGAAGCCAUCUCCUGAGGAAGCACAGCUGUGGUCGGAAGCAUUUGAUGAACUGCUAGCCAGCAAAUAUGGUCUUGCUGCAUUCAGGGCUUUUUUAAAAUCUGAAUUCUGUGAAGAAAACAUUGAAUUCUGGCUGGCCUGUGAAGACUUCAAAAAAACCAAAUCACCCCAAAAGCUUUCCUCAAAAGCGAGGAAGAUAUACACUGACUUCAUAGAAAAGGAAGCUCCGAAAGAGAUAAACAUAGACUUUCAAACCAAAACUCUCAUUGCCCAGAAUAUUCAAGAGGCGACAAGCGGCUGCUUUACGACUGCCCAGAAGAGGGUGUACAGCUUGAUGGAGAACAACUCCUACCCACGCUUCUUGGAGUCCGAGUUCUACCAGGACUUGUGCAGAAGGCCACAGAUCACCAUGGAGCCCCAUGCUACCUGAGAUGAAGAGGGAGCCCAAAUGGAGGGCAUUUCACUCUUUUUCCUACGGGGAAGGACUGUGGCCUGCCAAAGAGACUGACCUUGAAUUCAGCCUGGGUGUUGAGGAAAUGUCACUCAGGACUAUUGAUUCAAAGUUGGGUAGUAAGUCAGGAAGUCCGUGCUUGUCAAGAGAAGCUCACAUCAGAAUGGCUUCCAUCUCUGUGUGAACUCAGGGAGGGAAUCUGCUCUGAAUGAGGCGCUGUCUCAGCGGACAAGCAGGAAUGUGGGAUGGAAGAUACGGUGACACAUUAUCGGUCCCAAAGCACUGAAAAUGGCUAGGUCUGGGAUUAUGUGGCCUUAGCUGGCGGGCUGUACCUCUUCCCCCAAAAGGGUCCAUGUCACCACGUGGUGGUUUUAGUUUUAGUUUUUUAGUACUAAGAAGGAAAAUGUUUACUGUGUGUGUGCGCGUAAAUUCUUACGACCACAGGGCAUCAGUUGCGUUGCUGACGGAAUGCUGAGAUUGCCGUGUGUGUGUGUGUCCUCGGGUGGUGUGUGACAGGUGAGUGCUGCUGUGGAACUAUGGUGUGCCAGAAACUGUCUUGAAGGCAGCUAAACCUGGAAGUCGUCUUUGAACACUUCUAAUAAAUUUAUUUUGAUAAAUAAUUUUAAUGAC